GAACAUGAAGAUGUCAGAGGAUAAGUAUGCCAAUUUGGACCAGUUAUGUAACAAAGGGGCAAGCAAAAAUGAGAAUGCCUAUGAAGAUGACAUCGCCUCUCAGGACUCAAGAGACAAGACCAAGAAGGAUGCCACCUCUAAGAUCAGACCAGGAGCUAACCCCUCAAGUUCUGAUAACUCACGUAGGAGACCCUCCAGAGCUGCUGCAGUUUGUCUGGGGCUGCUGUGUGUUCUCCUACUGGCUGGGAUUGUAGGUCUGGGUCUCCACCACAAGCAUAUCUUCAGUGAGUUUGAGGAUUGUAAAGCCAGCAACAUCAACCUGGCUAAGAUGAAAGACCAGUUACAGAUCAGCUUCAACAACAUUACCAAGGAAAAAGACCAGCUACAGACCAGCUUCAACACCAUGAAAAAGGAGACAGACCAGCUACAGACCAGCUUCAACACCAUGACUAAGGAGGCCGACCAGCUACAAACCAGCUACAACACCAUGAAAAAGGAGAGAGACCAGCUACAGACCAGCUUCAACACCAUGACUAAGGAGACUGACCAGCUACAAACCAGCUACAACACCAUGAAAAAGGAGAGAGACCAGCUACAGACCAGCUUCAACACCAUGACUAAGGAGGCUGACCAGCUACAAACCAGCUACAACACCAUGAAAAAGGAGAGAGACCAGCUACAGACCAGCUUUUCUGACCUAAAACAAGCUGGGCCUAAAGGCUGGACGCUGUUUCAGUCCAGUUGGUAUUACAUCUCCUCUGAGGUCAAAUCCUGGGAUGAGAGCAGACAGGACUGCUUGGAGAGAGGAGCAGACCUGGUGAUUAUAAACAGCAAAGAGGAGCAGACAUUUCUCACUAUGCCGGACAAGAGGGUAUGGAUUGGCCUGACUGACAAAGACAGAGAGGGGACCUGGAAAUGGGUGGACGGUACCCCACUGACCACAGCCUAUUGGUCGGGACAACAACCUGAUAAUGGUAAUGGGGAUCCAAUAUAUGGGGAGGAGGAUUGUGCUGAGAUAGUUAUUAUGUGGAUAUGGAAUGAUAUUUCAUGUGCAAAUCAUUUCAAUUGGGUCUGUGAGAAGGUUAUUAACAGUGUUAUAAUUUAAUGCAUGUGUAUAUACCAGAUGUGCUCCCUGAACUUGUGUCAUUCAGUUUUGAUAUGAGCAAGGAAAUGUUUUAGUCAUUUGAUAAGAAGCUUAAAAGAAAUUACUCUGAAAUGUAAAGACUGUUCCUUCCUAUUUGUGUUCACAAACUGGUGGUUAGGCAGACUUUGGCACUUAAUGUGGACUCAACUGACUCACUGAACAGACCAUUCCCUGUCUACCAGUGGUUAUGUCCAGUGGUGUAAAGUACUUACAGUACCAGUCAAAAGCACCCCCACACCAUAACACCUUCUCCUCCAUGC
Messenger RNA from Coregonus clupeaformis (lake whitefish), 1404 nucleotides. RefSeq names its product C-type lectin domain family 10 member A-like. The transcript has a single exon. Gene Ontology annotation, molecular function: signaling receptor activity. NCBI's taxonomy places the organism in Eukaryota, Metazoa, Chordata, Actinopteri, Salmoniformes, Salmonidae. Gene Ontology annotation, biological process: mRNA transport; endoplasmic reticulum inheritance. The record is from RefSeq and is a predicted model, not a curated record. The coding region runs from base 5 to 1105 and encodes 366 amino acids.